This is a messenger RNA of Funneliformis mosseae, 3291 nucleotides long. The record is from the annotation of a GenBank genome assembly. NCBI's taxonomy places the organism in Eukaryota, Fungi, Glomeromycota, Glomeromycetes, Glomerales, Glomeraceae.
AUGGCUCCAUUUUAUCAACGUCCCGAGAAUGCUCUUAAAAGAGCGGAAGAGUUAAUUGCGGUUGGUCAAAAUGUAGCUGCACUUCAAUCACUUCACGAGAUUGUUAUUUCAAAGCGGUCACGCAGUACGCCUCUCGCUGCAUUGGAGCCAAUAAUGCUCCGAUUUGUAGAAUUGUGCGUUAAUUUAAGAAAAGGAAAAACCGCUAAAGAAGGCUUGCAUCAAUACAAAAAUAUUUCGCAAAACACUAGCGUUGCGACUAUCGAGCUUGUUAUCAAAAAAUUUAUUGAACUCUCCGAGGAAAAAGUGACUGCAGCUCAAGCGAAAGCGGAUCAAAUUACCUUGGAUGCUAUUGAUGAUCUCGAGGCGUCUGAAACUCCCGAGUCAAUCAUGUUGAGUACUGUGAGCGGUGAGCAGAGCAAGGAUAGAACGGAUAGAGCUGUUGUCACUCCUUGGCUGAAAUUCUUAUGGGAGGCGUACAGGACUGUUUUAGACAUUCUGAGAAAUAAUGCUCGUUUGGAGAUAUUGUAUCAACAAACGGCACAUCAGGCAUUCCAGUUUUGUCUGAAAUAUACUCGUAAAACUGAAUUUCGUCGACUUUGUGAUCUUCUUCGUAAUCAUCUUCAAAAUAUCGCUAAAUAUGCACAUCAACCCCAUUCCAUAAAUUUAAACGAACCUGAAAGUCUUCAACGUCAUUUGGAUACUAGGUUUAAUCAGUUGAAUGCAGCUGUUGAAUUAGAACUAUGGCAAGAAGCAUUUCGAUCUGUCGAAGACAUUCAUAAUUUAUUGUCCAUGUCAAAAAGGCCUGCAAAACCUGUUAUGAUGGCCAAUUAUUAUGACAAAUUGACAAAGAUAUUUUUGGUUAGCGAAAAUUAUUUGUUCCACGCUGCUUCUUGGAAUAGAUACUAUACUUUAGUUAGAGCUCAAAAACAAACAUUAACCGAUGAAGAAAAUACUCGAAUGGCAUCUUUUGUCUUGUUAUCCGCCCUUGCUAUCCCUGUUAUCACUAGCUCUAAGACUCGUUUACUUGAAAUCGACGACAACAAAAGUAAAACUCAUAGACUCGCCGCCCUAUUAGGAAUGAGUCGUUCACCAACUAGAUCUGGAUUGUUAAAAGAAGCUCUCAACAAAAAUAUUCUACGGCGCGUACGUCCUGAAUUAAAAGACCUCUACAACAUCCUGGAAGUCCAAUUUCAUCCCUUGUCCAUAUGUAAAAAGAUUGAACCGAUUAUGACUCACCUUGCUCAAGAUGUUGAAAUGUCUAAAUAUGUAAAACCUUUACAUCAAGUCAUUUUGACUCGUCUUUUCCAACAACUUUCUCAAGUUUAUGAUUCAAUUGAACUUGAGUUUGUUAUCAAUCUUGCCUCUUUUGCACCUCCUUAUAAUUAUGAUGCUGCCACUAUUGAAAAGUUUAUUAUGAACGGUUGUAAGAAAGGAGAGCUUUCGAUUAGGAUUGAUCAUACAACAAAAAGUUUGACAUUUGAAACGGACCUUUUUGCGGCUUCUAAAAAUGCUGAUGCCGAUGGUGCAAAGUUACAAGCUUCACCAGCGGAUCGAAUGCGUGAUCAACUUUCAAAGCUUGCCAAAUGUUUUUAUACUACUGUUCAUAUGAUAGACCCCACCAUAAUUCAAGCCAAGGAGGAAGCAAGGGCUCAAGCUAUAUCACGCGCUUUUGCUGGUAUGGAGGAGGAGCAUAAUAACGCUCUCGCGCGUAAAGCUAUUAUCGAACGUAGAAGGGAAUUGGUAGAAACGUUAUUGGUGCGUAAAGAAAAGGAGGAACAAAGAGAGCGGCUCAUCCGCCUAAAGCGAAGAGAUGAUGAAUUAAGACAGCGACGAUUGGAAGAUGUCAAAAAACGUGAGUUAGAGAGGAAAAAACGUGAAAUUGAAGCUAUACAAAGAGAGGAAUCUCGUAAAUUAGCAGAAUCUUUGAAGGCUAAGAAUUUUAAAGUUCAACCCGAGGAUUUGGAAAAUUUGGACCCAGACAGUUUGGUUCAACUCCAAGUUGCUCAGCUUGAAAAAGAAAAACGAGAACUCAAUGAACGGCUUAGAGCUAUUGCUAAACGUAUGGAUCAUAUUGAACGCGCUUUUCGUAAAGAGGAGAUUCCUCUACUUGAAAAAGAUUAUGAACGACAAAGGAAAGCGGACAAAGCUUAUCAUGAAGCUGCUCGUAAAUUACAACUUGAAUUGGCUUCCGCUAAGCACGCUGAAGAUCUAAAAGUGAAAACCAGGUUAAUGAAAAUUUUGCCGGAUUAUCAAAAAUAUCGUAAAGAAAUUGAGGGCAAGCAAUUUGAAGAAUUUGAAGAACGUAGGAGAACAGCUCAAGCCAAAAUUGAGGAAGAAAAGGAGAAACGACGACUAUUAUACAGGGCCAAGAAGGAAGAGGAAAGGAUAAGAAUUGAAUCGGAAGAAGCGGCGAGAAUAAAGGAUGAGGAAGAUCAACGGCUUCUUAAAGAAGCUGCGGAGCGUGCUGAGCAAGAACGUAUUGCUAAGGCUGAGGCUGAUAAGGCGGAAUAUGAAGCUAAAAAGAGGAAACUUGAUGAACAAGCUGCCAAACAACAAGAAGCUGAACGUUUGGCAGAAGAAAGAAGAUUACAACGCGAGCCUGAACCGCAAGCUACUAGUCGUGAAGAAGGUGUGUGGCGUCAAAGCGGAUCGGGGCGAGGUACAACCACACCUAUUCGUUCUAAUACCGAUGAAGGGUCAGACUGGCGUCGGUCUGAUUCUGGACGAGGAUCAACAACUGAAGAAAGAGUCUGGCGUCGAUCCGAAUCAGGUCGCGGAGGUUCCACUGAUGAUGUUCGACGUCGUAUUUCAGUAACAUCAUCAUCGCGGGAAGAACCAAGUGUCAAACAAGAAGGUCCAUGGAGGCGCAGCGGGCAGCCACCAUCAGACCGUGGAGAUCGUCCGGAUAAUAAAUGGAAAAAGAGCCAAGAUUCUUGGAGAAAGGAUACCGAAGAGCCAGAUUCAACACCACCACCACCAUCCUCAUCUAAAGGACCUACGCGUAUUUUGAAAUCAGAGGGUAUUUGGAGGUCACGUAAUAAACAAUCAGAAUCUUCGGUAAUGGAGAGAACUUCGUCUGGACGAGAGGAAUUUAUUGACGAACCCGAAGAAGAUCAAACGAUGUCACAUGAACGUGAUGGUUCAUGGGUUACAUCUGAAGAUAAUUCAAAAACGCAAUCUUCUAGUAAACCAAAUGUUCCCGAUGAACCAGAUGAUGAUGGGUUUAUCCCAGUUACCAAAGGCAAGCGACGCAGUAAAAAUCAAUCUGGACAUGGAUAUGACAUGGAAUAA